GGCUAAAAGAGAUUAUUAUGCAAACAAAUUCACAAAUAAUAAACAGAAUCCUAAAUAUGCUUGGAGAACAAUAAACGAUAUAUUAGGUCGAAACAGAAAACAGACUACGAUUAAUGAAAUUAAACUCCCAGGUAAAACUGUUACAUCGACCGACGAUUUAGUCGACAUUUUUAAUGAUCAUUUUAGUAAUAUUGGCCCAAAGCUUGCUGAGUCUAUUCCAAAUGACAAUGACGUUAGUUUUCGAGAUUUUAUUACUCAACAAAAAUCUAAGACAAAGAACAGUUUCUCAUUUCGACCAGUGAGUGUAACAUUGGUUUACACUCUUCUAGUUAAUUUGUCUACCACCAAAGCGACUGGAAUGGAUAAAUUUUCAGCUAAAAUUCUACAAAUAGCAGCUCCAGUUAUUGCACCUUCUCUUACUGAGAUUUUUAAUAUGUCAAUUGACUCGGAUCAAUUUCCUUCUGAUUGGAAAGCUGCAAGGGUUAUUCCAUUGUUUAAGAAAGGUCAGCGGUCCAUGUUGGACAACUAUAGACCGAUAUCAAUCCUUCCUGUAGUAAGUAAACUUAUGGAAAGAAUUAUGUAUGAUCAAAUGUAUGAGUAUCUUAACCAGAAUAAUCUUUUCUCAAAACACCAAUUUGGUUUCAGACCUUAUCAUUCCACAACUACUACAUUAUUGGAUUAUACGAACGAAUGGUAUACCAACAUGGACCGUGGGCUGUAUAACUUAGUUGUUUUUCUUGACCUAAAAAAAGCAUUCGAUACAGUCGACCACGAAAUACUGUUAA
Paramuricea clavata is the source of this 785-nucleotide messenger RNA. The record is from the annotation of a GenBank genome assembly. Lineage: Eukaryota; Metazoa; Cnidaria; Anthozoa; Malacalcyonacea; Plexauridae.